AUGCGGAGAGGCGAUAAUACUCGUUAUCAUUCAGCGAAAAAAUUAACAAUGCAUCGUUUAUUGCAAAUGGAUCAUGAUAUAGCGCCGAGAUAUGAAGAAGAUGAUGAUUCGCAAAUCCCACCUCCACGCUAUUUGUUAACUCGAAGAUUCAUUCGAGAUAGACUGAAUCCAAACAGAAUCGUCAGAAAGGCCCAAGAUGGUGAUAAAUUAUCACUUGCAAGUUUAAGAAAUUCGCUUGAAAAUCGAAAAGAACGACAAAUUCAAAUGAGUAGUGGGGGCUCUUCUUCAUCACAAGCUGUUAUAAUGAAUCAGAUUAGAAUUGUUCGUGGUGUGAGCAUCGGCAAAGAUUUUCUUUUGCGGGCGAUUGGUCAAUAUGUCGAUGAUGUGAAACCUAUUUUAUUGAAAGCUGACCGAAUGGAUAUCAUUUUCUUCGUUGAUAAUGAUGAAACCGCAUCAGCGAUACAAGCUAUAUCACGUCGUCUGCGAGAUCCAGUCACAUCUUCUCCAGUUACGAUAAUUUCAAAAAAAGCACCAGUUGGCUUUAGUGCUGUUGGGUAUGCUGAAUUCAAUUUAUUGAAGAACGUACUUAGCAAACGUUAUAAUCCAGAAAAUCACUCUCUCGAUUUGAGUGAUUUUGGACUAGAUGAUGAAUUCCGUUCCAAAUCCUUGUAUUUUUCUUUGUGCCAAAACAACAUCAUGAUGGCUGUAAUUGAAUUGAUUGACACAUGUUAUGGAUCAAUUACGUCCUUGAGCGUGAAAGGAAAUCGAUUGCGAUUUUUGGACCACUUUUCUUGUCUUAUAUAUCGAAUUAAGAAUAUUCGGACAUUGGAUUUAUCUUCUAAUCAGAUCGACAAAGCUUCUGAAUUAAUGAAAUUAAAAGGCUGGCCAGUAGAAACACUUUUCUUUGAAAAUAAUCCUUUAUGUUCUGAAUAUGGAUCUGCCGAAGCCUAUCUAAGCGCGAUUCAUGGAGUGUUUCCCAAGGUCACCAGCCUUGAUGGAAUACCUGUUCAGCGUCCAAUUGAUUUGCCUGAUCUGGAUGAGGAAACUUCCAUUCCACUUCCCAAACCGAGUUUUUACGGUUCAGCGGAAUGUAAAGAACUUAUUGAAAAGUUUAUUACUCAAUAUAUGGCAAUUUAUGAUAGUGCUGAUACAAAUGAUCGAAAGUCAUUGAUAGAUGCUUAUGAUGAAAAUGCUACAUUUUCUUUAUCUGUGGAAAAUCUACCAGAUGCUAACAAUUCAAGGCCUUCAUUUGAGUACAGUACUUACAAUAUUUAUCGAAAAAUGUCGCAUAAUAUUAUUCAUUUAUCAAAAUGGGAACACUACAGAGAGAAAGUUAUCCAUAAAGGGGCCAUGGAAAUUAUUGUUCAGCUAAAAAAAUUGCCUCCCACUACUCAUUUGUUUGAUACAUUUGUUGUUGACGUUUCUCUUAUAAAGGGUAAUAUUAUGUGCUUUACGCUGCAAGGUUUUUUUCGUGAUGUAUCUUCUAAUGGGAAAGAUUCAAUUGAUAUAUCUUCAGUACGAUAUUUCUGUCGCGAUUUCGUUAUUGUUAACAAAGAUGAAGGGAAAAUAGCGAUUUUAAGCGAUAUAUUAUUCAUAAGUGGUGUGUUUGCUGAACGAAUUCAACGUUACAAAACCAUGCUAACAAAUAUGAUGAAAGCUUUUGAUAUGGUUCUUGAGUCAUCACUGUUUUCAUUCUGGAAGCUUUUUCAGAUAGCAGUGACAGAUUUUUCUGUGAAAGAAGAACAAAAUGCGGAACAACCAACUACUUCUAAUGUUGCAAUAUCUGAGCGAACGCCUGCAGAAUUGGCUGCAGCUGGUGAUGAACGUUUGCAACAACUUAUGAUUGAAUCAUUUUCACGUGAGAGUCAAAUGAAGCCAGAUUGGUCUCGAAAAUGUCUUAUGGAUCAGAAUUGGAAUUAUGAGCUUGCCGGCAAAGCUUUUCUUGCUGUUCGUGAUAAAAUACCUCCAGAAGCUUUUCAAUAA
Dracunculus medinensis (Guinea worm) is the source of this 1983-nucleotide messenger RNA. Lineage: Eukaryota; Metazoa; Nematoda; Chromadorea; Rhabditida; Dracunculidae. The record is from the annotation of a GenBank genome assembly.